Messenger RNA from Sinocyclocheilus rhinocerous, 1627 nucleotides. Its product is annotated as RGM domain family member B-like. NCBI's taxonomy places the organism in Eukaryota, Metazoa, Chordata, Actinopteri, Cypriniformes, Cyprinidae. Gene Ontology annotation, biological process: BMP signaling pathway. The record is from RefSeq and is a predicted model, not a curated record. The coding region runs from base 29 to 1465 and encodes 478 amino acids. Gene Ontology annotation, cellular component: plasma membrane. The transcript has 5 exons. Gene Ontology annotation, molecular function: coreceptor activity.
CAGGGGUUAACAGACUUCUCUCAGUGAAAUGGUCUUUUACACAUCCAUGCCACAUGCCCAUCAGUCACAAAAAUCAGAGGUUACAGUCUCCAUGGAUCCACAAAAUCAUUUCGAACGCCCUAACGCCGAUGAGCAGCAGUUGGAGAACUGCAAUCAAACUGAAUGGAUUGGCAUGGGGAGAAGCGGCACUCUCAACCCGGCUAAGCGGCAGCUUUGGAACUGGAUUUGUCUUUUAGUGGUUUCUAUGUGCCUGUUACUCCGACCAGUGUGCUGCCAAAAAUGUCGAAUCCAGCGCUGUAAUGCGGAGUACGUGGCCUCAUUCUCACCCUCCGGUGGCUUGCAAGAAGAGGUGCUUCCAGAUGGUGACUACUGCAUCGCUCUGAGGGCCUACUCGUUGUGUACGCGCCGCACAGCUCAUGGAUGUAGAGGGGACUUGGUGUACCACUCCGCUGUAUUCCGAAUUAAAGAGCUCUUUGCACAGCACAACUGCUCCAGUGAUGGUCCAACGUCGUCGGCCAAAGCACCCAGCACUUCCAAGCCGCCAGUGGUGGACGUCUGCAACUAUGAAAGCAGGGUGCUCGCCUUGGGCCCGGCGGCCCAACAGAAAAAGUACGGACAUUGUGGAUUAUUCGGUGAUCCUCACUUGCGGACUUUUCGGGAUGAGUUCCAAACAUGUAGGGUUGAAGGGGCCUGGCCACUCAUCCACAACCGAUACCUUUCGGUUCAAGUCACAAAUGUACCGGUGGUUGAAGGCUCCAGUGCUACAGCAACCAACAAGAUAACCGUCAUCUUCAAGUCCUACCAUGACUGCACCGAGCAGAAGGUGUACCAGGCCACCACCGAGGACCUGCCGUCAGCGUUCCAGGACGGCACACGCAGCGGUGGGAAAGGAGAGAGCCUGUGGAUCGUGGAGGGUAGUGGAGGUCUAGGUAUACGGCAAGUGAAGAUCCACGCUCGCUACCUAGGCACGUCCAUCAUCGUGCGACAAGUCGGUCGCUACCUGACGUUUGCCAUCCGCAUGCCUGAGGACUUGGCAGAGGAGAAUGGGGGCCUGCAGCUGUGUCUGCACGGCUGCCCGCGCAGUGAGGUCAUCAAAGCCCACGUGCUCAACCGGCAGCAGAGCCUGCGUCCGCCGCGACUAGGCGGAUGGUACGGGGAGGACGACGGCGGCGAGCUGCAGCCAGGCCUCUCGCCACAUGUGGACAUGUUGGAACGUGCGACCACAAAGUGUCGAGAGAUGCUGCAGGUGGAGGACGUUUAUUUCCAGUCGUGCGUGUUCGAUCUUCUCACGACAGGAGAUCCGGAGUUCUCCAUGGCUGCGUAUGGAGCCCUGGAGGACCUUAAGGCACUUCCGCCAAGCACUCUGAAACAAAGUUCACCCAGGACUCCACACACUUAUAGUAGAGGAACAAUAGUUAUACCUUCUGUUUUCACAGCUCUGGUUCUUAUGCUGCUGUUGAACUGAAGGAGCUGGUCUAGACGCCAGCUUGAGGAUGAAUACCCACCAGCCAGACUGUUCUUCAACCAUGAAACCCUCCUGGAAAAACAAUCAAACUGUCUGCAAGUGAGAGACGGAUCCAAACGGACUCAUUUCCAUUGAAACAUGUAGUGUUUUACUCUAAAAAAA